Cynara cardunculus var. scolymus (artichoke) is the source of this 586-nucleotide messenger RNA. RefSeq names its product fibrous sheath CABYR-binding protein-like. The transcript is spliced from 2 exons. NCBI's taxonomy places the organism in Eukaryota, Viridiplantae, Streptophyta, Magnoliopsida, Asterales, Asteraceae. The coding region runs from base 33 to 464 and encodes 143 amino acids. The record is from RefSeq and is a predicted model, not a curated record.
UUUCUUCUCUCAUUUUCUUCCAUAUCUUUCCAAUGGCAACUGUUGAGGUUGAAUCAGCUGCAAACAUUUUGCCGGAAAAGGUGGAAAGCAUCCCGGAAGCACCAAAAGAAGUAGAGCCGGUGGUCGUUGCACCACCUGCAACGGAGGAGGCGACGGAAGAAGCCAUUGCCGACGAUCCACCAGCAGUGGAAGAGCCGGAAACCGUGGAGGCACCGGUGAAAUCGGAGACCAAAGUGGUGGAGGAGACUGAAACUGAUGAGACGACUCAAGAACAAGAAGAGGUGAAGGCAGCUGAGGAAGAAACUCCGGUGGAGGUGACGACGGAGGCAGUCCCGGAAAACACUCAGGCAAAGAUGGAAGAGGAGACUCCGGCGGGGGAGGAGGCCAAAAAGACUGUGGAGGAAGAUGAGAAACCAGUAGCAGCAGCGGUGGUUGCCACCAUUGAAGUUGCAGCAGAGGAAUAGAGGGAGGUCAAAUUUACAUUUUUGACAUGGUCAAAGUUUGUGUUAAAAGCCAAGUGGCAGGAGAUGAUUGGAUGAAAAUGAGCAUCACUUUGGUUUUUUUUUAAUUCCAAAUAAUUUCAUAU